Molecule: messenger RNA, 2092 nt
Organism: Scleropages formosus (Asian bonytongue)
Lineage: Eukaryota; Metazoa; Chordata; Actinopteri; Osteoglossiformes; Osteoglossidae
Gene: tektl1
Product: tektin like 1
Exons: 8
Coding region: 252-1667 (471 amino acids)
Source: RefSeq, a predicted model, not a curated record
UCACCGCAACGGAUGAGUAUUAUUAGACUUUUUUAAAAAAAAUCAGUACCUGUACAUUAUUAUAAAUUAGUAGCACUGCGAUGAGGGUUGCUAUUCGUGCGGAUAAAUAAAAGCAAGUUUAAAAUUGUAAUAAUUUUAAACAGGUUUUAAAAAUUAUUGUGCAAAAUUUAAAAAUAUCUUUUCUCCCAAAAACUCACCGAUUAAAAAAAGCGUUUUAAAACACCUUGCGAGUGGUCACCAGUCCAAUCGAGAUGCCUGGACGGAGUGUCUCUCUCGCACCCGCCGCCGUCGGAGCCCGAUCCUGGAGGGACGAGGCGUUUCGCUCCGUUCGCCGCGCUGAGCAGUUAGUCCGGCGGGUCGGAGCGGUCGAUCCGAAGCUGGUUCGGAACCGCAGCCACAGCGCCGGGCUCCUCUACACCACGCGGUGUAAACCGAGGGCAGGAGGAGACACUGAGCGGAGCUCGACCGGAGGACACGGUGCCCCAGACACUCAGCACGAUGGAGAUGGAGAGGGAAGCGCGCGUGUCUCUAAAGGAGCUGCGGCCCGCACACGCUCAGCCGUAGCACCAGCCAUCUCCACCAUUGCCCUACCGUUCCUGCGGGAGCAGUGCGGGGAUGACAGUGUGGUUGCUGCCGUGGGGUACAUGAGAUGUGUUCGUGGUGCGGAGGGACAGCUGCGUGGGCUGGCGGCCAAAGUGUGGCUAGAGUGCAGAAAGCUGGAGAGGGAGCAGGGGCAUCUGGAGAAGAUGCUGAGAAUCCUGAGGAAGGACAUUCUGGUCAACAGGAAAAGUGUGGAGGACAGGACACUGAGACCUGCCACUACCGAGACUAACAGGGAUGUAGCAGAUAAUCUCCUGGAUUAUGAGAAAAAAGAGCUGACUCAUGUGAAGACUGAGCUGGAAGGCACACUGAGAGACACACUGACACAACUUCAGACUCUGAAGCAGUGCAGCAUGAUGUUACUGGAUUGUGCAAAUGAGAGGGCCAGAGUUCUGGACUUGCUCCCCCGCACUGGAUCCCAUGCUGCCAGAGACCAUUGUCCUCCUGCCAAAGUUCCUAUUAAGCCUAACCCUCUAGGGCACUACAGCCCAGAUUGUGGACAGGUAAUGAAAUCCUCAGAUACGGCUCUCAAACAAUCAAGGGCUCUCAGAGAUCACAUUCGGCACAGAGUCGGUGAGGCCAUUGCCAGGCAAAGAGCAGCUCACCAAACUGUAAAUGAGGGUCUGGUGAAGAAAAUAGCAGAAACCAUAACCCUGAAGCAACUCCUCACAGUGAGCUCAGCGGAAACAAGGCAAGCCAUUAACCGCAAGCAGAGACAGUUGGACAAUGUUGAGCAUAACCAUGGCAGGGCACUGGGCCCAGUGUCCCGAGGAGAUCUGUUUUCCAGAGAGAGGUUGAACAGACCGAUAGUUCAGGUGUACCAAAGGCAUCCUGAUACGGAAUUACCUGAGGCUAUGAACCUUGUACAGGGUACCGCCAUGCUCCGCAAAGGUUUGUCAACCCUGAGUGGAGAACUUGCUCAGCUAAAUGGUGCCUACCAGAGACUGGUGGACAACUUGCAUGGGAAGGCAGUAGCAGCCAAGGUUGAUUCUGCAAUUGUGAGAGAGCGCCGUCGUGAGGUGGACCAACGAGGGAUGCAGUCCUUGUUCUUACAAGACAUAAACUAGCAUAAUAUCCCAGCACAUGACACUGUGCCCUAUGAAUUACCGCAGCAGUGGACAUAAGGAUUUGCUUAGAUUGAUCAUUGUAACAGUUCACAUCCAAUCUAUUACGUGAAUAAGGGUUCGUGUGAAAAAAGAUGUAUGCGAUGUACGUAUAAUGGGAAUGUGGUGUGAAUUAAUUAAAAUAGGAUAAUGACCAAUGAUUCUGUUCUAAAUGUUCAUAUUUCCCAACAUAUCUAUGUUUAAUGCAGUUACAUUUGUGUUUACUGUAUGAAGUUGCCACAGACACAUUUAUGGGCUAUUAUUUUUACAUGGUACCUUAUAGAUCAAUUCCAACAUGCAGUGUGUUAAUCCAACUGAUACUUCUCUGUACCCAAACAUUGGACAAUUCUGGUUCUCUAGUCCAAAGUAUACAACUAUACAUUUAACCU